Molecule: messenger RNA, 3327 nt
Organism: Paramormyrops kingsleyae
Lineage: Eukaryota; Metazoa; Chordata; Actinopteri; Osteoglossiformes; Mormyridae
Source: RefSeq, a predicted model, not a curated record
GCGGCUCCGGCCCCGACCCCGGUCCUGCGCCGCCCCAGCCGCCGGAUCUCAGCGCUCUAGAUCGGGUGGCUUUUGGCGAGACGAGCCGCGGCUGCCGAUACAGCCGGCGGUUACUGCCCACGGCCUAGCCGGCUGACUUACCCACCUAACUGCGCUGAGCCAGUUAACCAGCGCGAUUUCACCGUUCAGCGUUAACUAACCAGCAGCCGCGGUGUCCCGUGUGAGCUUUUUGGUUACAGUAGCCUAUUUGUAACAUUAAUUUUCAGGGAGUCAGCUUGCUGGUUAACGCUGUUCUUAAGUAAUACGGUAAAAGUCAGCUCGCUGCAGGACUAGUUAUAGCUGGCCAACUAGCCUAGGUGUACUAGAUGCACUGGUGUCAGUGUCGCUUCCCAAGGGACUGACUGCAUGAGCGCAUUAAUUUCGCUGCUGGUUUUAGUGACCAGUGCAGCUCAGUAUUUAUGUGGUUUUUAAACACCUGCGCGUUAAAGGUAUUUUUGCAGGAAAUGAGUUUCGCCAAGACGGCUGGCACGUCCGCAUGAUCCCGGGCUGCUCUUACAUAAGCGGGUCCCGCGGUUUGUCACACUAUGGCAGCGCUCUGCUGUAAAUGGGGGGGAUGAUGAUGCGAAAUGUGGACACUCAGCGCCGCUUUUUGCUGAAUCCGGACUCUCUCCUGUCUCGGAGUCCGUCUGCGCAGCUUGAGCUGAAGUUUUUUUUAACUCUAGUUAUUUCACUCGGCUGUUCCCGUCUGACAUGUUUCUUUGCAGUUGAACACUUAAUUGCUGUGUAUCGUAGAAUCUGAAUCGGUCUUUUGAAUGGUCAUUGCCGGGAACGACAGCAGCCGAAUGCGAGUCCAAUUUGAAGAAGAUCUACACUGUUCAGACUGUACAGUGUUUUUGGAGUGUUUACAACAAUAUUCCUUCCGUGACGCGGCUUCCAUUGAGAUGCAGCUAUCACCUGAUGCGUGGAGAGAGGAGGCCUCUCUGGGAAGAAGAGAGCAAUGCGAAAGGAGGAGUGUGGAGGAUAAAAGUGCCAAAAGAGAGCACGUCGGUGGUUUGGAAGGAGCUGUUACUCGCCACCAUCGGGGAGCAGUUUGCAGAUCACUGCGCAGCAGAAGACGAGAUAGUUGGCGUCAGUGUCAGUGUACGCGAGCGAGACGACGUCGUCCAGGUCUGGAACGGAAAUGCCUCGUUUGCCGGUGAAGCAAACGUUUUAGGGAAGAUCUACGAGCUCCUCCCACACAUGGCCUUCAAAGCAGUGUUUUAUAAACCUCAUGAAGAGCAUCAUGCCUUUGAAGGAGGUCGCUUGAGGCAUUAGCGUCCCACGCCUGGUUCACCGUCUUCCCGAUUCCUGUCCCAGGAGUUGAAUGCAUAUCCUAUUUGAAUAGCAGUCUGUUUGGUUAAUUUUAACAGAAAUCACUUUACGGCUAGAGGAACAUUACAGAUGACUAUAUUUUUAUAGAUCCUAAUUACGAAGAUUUCCAAAAAUGCCUUUUGUCUCCCUUUGUGUGUUUUUUGCACGGCAGAGAAUUCAGGCACAGAUGCGUAAUGUGUUUGUUUUUCGCUCUGUCUUUGGGUUUCAUCCGUUUUCAUGUCACAUGUUGGAUUGGGUGAAAGCUGUGAUGAGGUCUUGGGUGCUCUACCCACACGGGCAGGCGACCUUGGGGGGUGUCCCCUGCCUGAGUCCGGUCCAGUAAGACUAGGUGCCAUCGUUUCCUCCGUGCGGCAUGGUGUCAUUUUCCAGGCUGGCAGUGACACUGCCAUCACCAUUAGCAACAUCUGCAGAUAAUACACAGGACCACCUAAUUUAAAAAAGAAAAAUGUAUGUACUACAUAGAUUACGUAUGACAGUAGGCUGCAGAAGGGACGUCGGACUGUGAAUUAAGCUUUUGCAGCUGUUAUAUAUCCAGUGUAAGGAAAUCCAACCUGUACAUUGUAAUACACUGACCUGGACUCUAACUGUAUGCAGCACAUUAUGUAUUUAUUUUAAAAUCACAGCACUUUUUGUAACAAAACCAGCAACCUUUUUAUAAAAACUUGAACGCAACAGUGUCACAUUGUUCAUGUUUAAAAAGUACUAAAUUUUAAAAAAAUUGUUGAAUACUAUAUAUCUUGGAAUGUAUGCUGAGGGAUUUGGAUUUAGAUGGACAUUAGCCAUAGUAUGAAGUGUUUUCCAACCCGGUCCUCGGGGACCCGCGGACAGUCCACGUUUUUACUCCCUUCCAACUCCAGGAAAAAUGCGGAGUUCCUGGCAGGGAGUUGGGAGGGAGCAAAAAUGCGGAGUUCCUGGCAGGGAGUUGGGAGGGAGCAAAAAUGCGGAGUUCCUGGCAGGGAGUUGGGAGGGAGCAAAAAUGCGGAGUUCCUGGGAGGGAGUUGGGAGGGAGCAAAAAUGCGGAGUUCCUGGCAGGGAGUUGAGAGGGAGCAAAAAUGCGGACUGUCUUGGGGGAGUCCCUGAGGACCGAAUUGGGAAACACUGCUAUAAAUGAUUUAUCUUGCGUCAGUAGCUCUUUACUCAGACCCAGGGGGGAUGAGAACUGAAUUGUGAAGCCCCGCCUGAUGGGGACUCUGGUUAUCUUUCCAUAUUUCAAUGACUUGAGUGGCCCUUUUCAUCCUAACGUUUGCUUCCUGUCAUAGGAUAGUCAUUAUCAUGCUGCCAACCUCCAUUUAAUCUCUGACUUUCCUUAGAUGGUUAUGUAUAUUUUAAUGUGUUUAAAAUAAAAAUAAAAACGUAUCAAAGUCUAGGGAUAGAUGGUGUAAUACUAUGUACCAAAGAGACCAUGAUUUCCUUUCCCUUUUUCCUUGGCGGGGAUCACUGCCAGUGAGCUCACAUCACCUGCCAAACUCUUUUCAAGGCCGUUAAUGUAUCGCAGCAAGAGCAUGCUCUUCAUUUCUGGCAAGCACACUGUUUUUUUACGUGUUCCUCUGUUGCGACUUAAUUUGCUGUAUUUUUAGAAGUGAUCUUUAAAAAAAAAAACAAAAAAAAGAGAAUGAAAUGUGAAGCCUUUAGAUGUGAUGCCGAAUGCAGGUCAGUGGGCAGCUUUCGCCGUUUCACUCAGGUUAAUAAAUGUAAAAACACAGCGGGAUGUUUCCCAGUUAGACGCCGUUCGCUGGAGGCCGAUUCCGCCGCUGCCCGUCAUUUCCCCCGAAGCUCGUGUCGCCGCUCGCGGAGGCGUUGCUACUCCGUUUCUUCUGGAGCGGUGCUUUGUUUUAUCCCAGACUUGUAUAUAUAUAGCCUACCUUUGCUGUAUGUUUAACUCCUGUACCCAGUUCUAGUGAAAAUUUGGUCUUAUAGGUUUUGAAAUUGUCAAAUAAAGUCUACGAACUGAUCAUA